GUGCGUGUGUUUGUCCUGUUCUCCGAGGUGUCUCUGCGGUACGCUGACUUCACUGCUGCGUUCAGUGGGAGUGUGAGAGCCAACCGCCUUGUGUUCGCGACGAACCUGCCGCACUGGGCCGAUGGGAAGACGGAGUCCGAGACUGUUCAAGAGUUCCACGCUGCUGUGACAGAUAAGAAGAUGAGGACACCACUAUCGCUGAGGGCAUUUGCCGGUACACAACUUGUACAGACUGUUCUUUCACGGAUGGAUAUUGUGAACGCGGACACCCUGAGUAAUUUCUUUUACAGAAAUAUAGCCGUNCUGCUGGGCCCACUUGCUGUGCAAGACAUGCUUCUAAGUGUGUGGCGUGAAGCUGUAGAUGCAGGUGUUCCGUUUGUGAGUGGUCAAGUGAUUACGACGGGGACGAACCCACUUGCGAAGGACACACAGUACGUUGCUAUCCAGCGGUUCCAGAGAGAAAUGGAGAAAUACCUAAAUGAGAGCGGUCAGACUUUCUUUGAUGAUCCCCAACACUUCCUUAAUAAUGACAACGAUGGUGAGGUGAUGUUCUCCUGGUGGAUUGCUGGAGAGGUGCUCAUGCAGGCGAUGAGCAGCCGUGAAUGGUUGCAGAACAGGUCCACUUUCGUUGCAUCACUGUUUGACCAGCGCCGGUAUAUGAUUGAUGACCUUGUGAUUGGU
Messenger RNA from Trypanosoma theileri, 681 nucleotides. Its product is annotated as putative receptor-type adenylate cyclase. The annotation marks the transcript as partial. The transcript has a single exon. The record is from RefSeq and is a predicted model, not a curated record. Lineage: Eukaryota; Euglenozoa; Kinetoplastea; Trypanosomatida; Trypanosomatidae.